UAGGAGAAGGGAAGUUAGUUUCACUCAGAUACUGGGAAUUGAAUGUCGGUUUCGUUGCAGGUUGUUACUAAUAUAGUGAUCUAUAAUAGUAUGUUGCAAUCCCAUAAAUUAUCCUGAUCUACUGAAAUGUUGUGUCUGAACGGCGUUUUGUUGUUUUGGACUCUGUGUCAUGUCCUCAGACAAGCAUGGUCUGAGGAUGAGCUGUCAUCUCCACGGGACGUGCGCGUUGACUCUGCUGUGCGUUGGCGCCCCGCCACAGACAGGCCAGGGAUAAAUUACACGGUUCAGUACAGGAGCAGUGACCGCGAGAAGUGGCACAACAUUUCGGGCUGUGUUCAGACCAAGCUCACCACCUGUAAUAUACAGUCUGGAUGUGUGAUGGUGCGAGUCCUGGCUCAGGAAGGGAACCGCACAUCCAGAUCCGUCGAAGCCUGUCGACAUGCUGAUUCUUGCAGCCCUGAAGUCCAGUUGACCUCCAAGGAAGGACUUCUGAUGGUCCACAUGGUAAAGAACAACCGUCUACUGGAGGAUAAUGGAGACCAUUUUCAAUACGACGUUCAAUAUGGCCGAGACGGGGAGGAGCUCAAACAGGAUCUUUACACCUCCGCAUCCCUUAUUACCAUCAAACAUCUGGAUGUGGGCCGGAGGUACUGUGUACAGGUCCGGUAUUUAUGUUACCAAAAACCCUUUGGAACCCCCAGCGUUCAACAUUGUGAGUCCAUCCAAGAGUCAGAAAGGACACAGAAAAAGAAGAUUGUGGCGAUCGGUGUGACCUUUACCAUCCUGUUGGGUGUCUUGGUAGUGGGCCUUACGCUCUUCAUCUACAGGCACCAUAAGAAAAUCAAAGAGUUCCUCCAGCCCCCACUACGGUUACCAGACCACUAUUGUGAGUACCUGUCAGGGGUGUUCCCCCAGCAGGCCCUGUCCCUCACAACCAGUCCCUGUGAAGAACGCCAUGAUCUCAUCUCCAUCGUCUGCCUUGAAGAGGACCUGAUUCCUGAGUCUGACAGAGAGCAGGAUUAUGACUCGCCUAAUGGACUGGAUGUAUUAGAUCAUUAUGAAUGAGCCUGUGACUUCAGACAUAAGACUUUUUCCAUUAGGAUUUGAGAUGAACUUGAUAGCGUCAGAACAUUAACUAGGGGCGGCAGGUAGCCUAGUGGUAAGCGUGUUGGGUCAGUAACCGAAAGGUUGCUGGAUCGAAUCCCCGAGCUGACAAGGUAAAAAUCUGUCGUUCUGCCCCUGAGCAAGGCAGUUAACCCACUGUUCCCCGGUCGGCCGUCAUUGUAAAUAAGAAUUUGUCUAGUGAACUGAUUUGCUUAGUGAAAUAGUUUUAUAGUAGGCCUGGCUAUUGCACUGUUUCCACUCCAAAGGCUUUGCUGAGCAUCAGCUACCGGGGCGGCAGGUAGCCUAGUGAUUAGAGCGUUGGACUAGUAACCGGAAGGUUACGAGUUUAAACCCCCGAACUGACAAGGUACAAAUCUGUCGUUCUGCCCCUGAACAGGCAGUUAACCCACUGUUCCCAGUCAUUGAAAAUAAGAAUUUGUUUUUAACUGACUUGCCUGGUUAAAUAAAGAAAAAAGAAAAAAAUUAUUGUUGAUCAAAAGAAAACUAUUUUACAAUAAAGUAAACUUCUGUGGGUAUUUUAGUUUGCUCUGCAACCGGGGCCAGAGAAAGAUGCUUGUGUCUCAGUAAUUACACCGACCCAGUAGCUGGAUAUUCAUUGGAUAAUAAUAGGUGCAAUCAGGUAGUCUGGCUAAAAAUAGACCCGCUAUACAUUUCUAAUUCAUUUUAGGAAAGUGCUGAGGUUUUCUGGAAAAGUAAGAAAGUGUCCUUGGGCCAGGACUUAAAUUGGGGAUUUUUGUUUGUUACAUUACUGCUGUAUAUGACAAAUCUGUACACUUCACACUAUUUCUAAGUAUGAAAAAAAUAAUUCAAAUGUUUAAUGGGGUACUUUGGGAUUUAAGCAAUGCUAACUACCGUUAGUGCUAACUACCGUUAGUGCUAACUACCGUUAGUGCUAACUAGUGCUAACUACCGUUAGUGCUAACUAGUGCUAACUACCGUUAGUGCUAACUAGUGCUAACUACCGUUAGUGCAAUGACUGGGAAGUUCAUGGGUAUCUGCUAGCAGGUAAUUUUACGAACCAAUUAAAUUUUCCCUGAGGUGUACUGUAUGUAUGUUCAAAGUUGGUUAUGUCUAAAGUGUCAGUGUGCUGAGACCUAUAUGCUGUCACUUUAUACGUUCUCCUCGUACUAAUUGAAUUUAUUUUUAUAUUGAUUGUAUUUCUUCUGUCAAAUCCUUUCAUUACUUCAUGCUGUUAAUAAACGUUUGGACACAGUCAA
This is a messenger RNA of Oncorhynchus masou masou (cherry salmon), 2342 nucleotides long. RefSeq lists its product as uncharacterized. Gene Ontology annotation, cellular component: plasma membrane. Gene Ontology annotation, molecular function: protein binding; cytokine receptor activity. The coding region runs from base 127 to 1065 and encodes 312 amino acids. NCBI's taxonomy places the organism in Eukaryota, Metazoa, Chordata, Actinopteri, Salmoniformes, Salmonidae. The record is from RefSeq and is a predicted model, not a curated record. The transcript is spliced from 7 exons. Gene Ontology annotation, biological process: cytokine-mediated signaling pathway.